AGUCUUGCUUCGAGUCAGCAAUGCAUCGCAGUGUUGAACCUUAAUUUUCUGGAUGUAAAUGUCCACGAUUGAGAUGUUAACACUCACGUGACAUUUCGCCGAUCAUGCUCGAUUUGACAUCGAAAUUCCAAAGACAAUUAUUGAAGAAAUGGCGGCCCUUUCAAGCCACCGACUUUCAAUCCUUAAUGUGUCCUUGCUUCACUUUUUGCCACAUUCUUGGAAUAUUCCCGUACACGAUCAACGCUUCGACCUUCAAGAUGUCCAAACCGCGUUACAUUCUGUCAACCGUCGUUAUCUGCAUGAUCGGGGUCUUCGAAAUCAUGCUGCUCCAUAGCUGGCUUUCUGGAAAGAUGAUAGAUUUUGAAGACGUACCGAAGGCUCUCGAGGUUCACUUCUACUAUAUACUUAGCUGUUUCAUAACGAUCGUCACGUAUAUCUUGAGCGGUCCACGAAUGCGUUUGCUCCAGACCGUAAUGGAUGUCUCAUCAAAGCUGUCCUCGAAUACAUAUAAGAAAUUGUCCCAACUAAUUCACGCGAAAGACAUCAGCGGUUUCUUCUUCUUUCUCGCGAUAAUGAUGAUAUGUUACAGCAAGCUGAACACCGGCCCUUUACUAAAAUUGUACACAAUGUACAUUGGUUUGGUGGUCUUUCAGAUGGAUAUGCUAUACAUGAAUUGUGUUUAUAUAUUGAAAGCUUGUUUUAAGAGACUCAACGACAAGAUCGCGAAUCUCCGGAAACUCGUGGUGAAGGAUGUGUCGCAUCUAUUCAGCCGGAUAUACCAUCACGAGCAGAGAAAUCCAUUUCUACUGAUAGAGCUGAAAGCUCUGAAAAAGCAGCAUUUGAUGAUCAGUGACACGGUGCAGAUGUUGAAUUUGGUCUUCAGUUUGCAGCUCCUCGCUACCAUGAUCAUAACUUUCGGUGAAAUUACUUUCGGUCUGUAUUUCUACAUAUCUCAAUGGCCGAUUUUCAGCAACGAAUUGCCUAAAGAUCUUUGGUACUCAUAUUUCAUGAUGUUUGUAAUAUAUCAGUUUUUUAAAAUGUUAUUGAUGGUAUGGGCCUGCGAGACCGGCAAGAAUCAAGCUCUUGAAAUUGGCACCACCAUUCACCUCUUGUUUAAUAGCAUUAGCGAUAAAGAAGUGAAACACGAGUUGAAGUUGUUUUCUUUGCAAAUAUUGCAUCGCGAAAAUAUAUUUUCAGCAAAGGGUCUGAAUGUAGACGCGACACUUGUAGCUGCAAUUGUUGGCAACGUUACUACAUACGUAUUAAUCUUAAUGCAGUUCCUAUUGCUGUCUAAUUCCUGCGAUGGAAAUCCUGUGUCUACGCACAAUAUUACACAAAUAAACUAAUUAAAGUAAGGUAUCAAUCAAAGCAAUAAAAUAUUUUUUAAUAUAUAUGCGUAUUUACGAAGCGAAUUUAUACGUAUUCUCUCUUUUAAAGAAAAGGU
This is a messenger RNA of Wasmannia auropunctata (little fire ant), 1444 nucleotides long. RefSeq lists its product as uncharacterized. The transcript has 4 exons. Gene Ontology annotation, biological process: sensory perception of taste. Lineage: Eukaryota; Metazoa; Arthropoda; Insecta; Hymenoptera; Formicidae. Bases 105 to 1346 code for a protein of 413 amino acids. The record is from RefSeq and is a predicted model, not a curated record. Gene Ontology annotation, cellular component: membrane; neuronal cell body; dendrite.